This is a messenger RNA of Prorocentrum cordatum, 507 nucleotides long. The record is from the annotation of a GenBank genome assembly. Lineage: Eukaryota; Dinophyceae; Prorocentrales; Prorocentraceae.
AUGACCACGCCCGUCGAGUCAGUCCUGGUCACUAAGAACACUUUCCUGGACUGCAGGUCGCCGUGGAUGGAUCCCGUCGUCCUGCCACGUAGGCCCAGCUCCGACCCCGCCACCUCCACCACCUCUGUGGACGCCUCGUCGUCUGGCCUGGGCGAGCUCAGCGGCGCCAGCGAGCACACCGAUAGCGGCGCCGGCGGCGCAACGGCGGGAGAGGGCGCCUUCCGUCGGAGGACGAGGGCACAGCGCCGCCGCCAGCAGCGCAAGCAGAUCAAGGAGAGGGGCACGGCCUCCAACCCCUCGCAGGAGGAGGAAGCCUCGGCCUCCUCCUCGCCGCGCGGCGCGCCUCCGCUGAGCAAGCUCCUGCCCGACGGCGGCGGCGCCGAGCCAGGGGCGCAGCCGACUCGCCUGAUCCGCAAGACGGGCCACCGGGGCGGGCCCGCCGCGCUCGGCUCUCCGGGGGGCUCGGGCCCCGGCGGCGGCACCGCGUCGACGAAGAUCUCGCUGUGA